CUCUUUUGCUCAAAACAUGUAACAGUGGGAGUUUCUAGAGUAACGAACAUCUGUUGUCAUCAAAUACGAUAGAGCAGCGCUCUAGAAUCUUUGGUUGUCAUCUGUAGCUGGCAGGGGUCGAGAUUUGGAAUUUUCAAGUUAAAAUAACAUUGUAACAAAGGUCGAAAGAAAGGGAAGACGGGGAUAAAUAAUUAUAGCAUAGUAGUUAUGCUAUUUUAUACAUGAUGGACACCAUUUUAGUCGUGUGAGCACUGAGUAAAGGCUACACCAGUUUGAGAUGAUGAAUAGAAUUUUAAAGAAAGAAUUCCUGAUAAAUCACGUGUUUGGCACAGACUGCAACAGCACAGCUAACUCACAUUCACAAAACUGUGAGUCUAAACCGGAACAGAUAUCGUCAGAGAACAAAAAGAAAAAGAAGUCGAGGUAUUUCUCUUUCUUUCUCAGUUUCUUCGUGAAACCUUAUGGCAAUAAUAACAUUUAUACAAAUUUUUCCUAGGGCUCUUGGAAUCAACCUUGUUAAUUGCAAGUAUGAAUGUGUUAGAAAAGCAGCCCUGGCAGUGGGGUUACGUGAGGCUGGGGAGAUGGAGGACUGGAUGGUCUACUGGACUGACUGUUCUGUCUCUAUGGAGCGCAUCAUGGACAUGAAAAGGUAUCAGAGGAUCAACCAUUUCCCUGGCAUGAUUGAGAUCUGCAGGAAGGACCUGUUGGCUCGAAACCUCAACCGCAUGCGACGCCUCUUCCCCAAAGAAUACAACAUCUUCCCAAAAACCUGGUGCUUACCUACAGAUUAUAUUGAGUUCCAAGGAUACUGUCGAAUGUGGAAACACAAGACGAUUAUCUGCAAGCCUGAAAGUGGGUGCCAAGGCAAGGGCAUCUAUAUCACCCGCCAGCCCCAAGGCAUCAGCCCAGAUGAGCACAUUAUCUGCCAGACUUACAUCUCCAAGCCUUUCAUCAUCGAUGAAUACAAAUUUGAUUUACGGCUGUAUGUCCUGGUGACGUCAUGUGAUCCACUCAGGAUAUUUUUGUUCAAAGAAGGACUCGUGCGAUUUGCAACAUCCAAAUACAGGAACCCUCAUAACAACAAUAUAGAUGAUAUGUGCAUGCAUCUCACAAACUAUGCCAUCAACAAACAUAGUGAGCACUUUGAUCAUGAUCUCCAAAAAGGCAGCAAGAGAAAGCUAUCGUGGCUGAGGUCCUGGCUGGAACAGCACUUAUAUGAUACCCAGUCAGUGUGGAACAGCAUAGAGGAUGUGAUUACAAAGACGGUUAUUGUUGCGGAACCUGUCCUCCGACAGAACUACCGCACAGCCUUCCCCAGCCACGUGGGACCCAGCUCCUGCUUCGAGCUCCUGGGCUUUGACAUUCUGCUGGACUGUAAGCUCAAGCCCUGGCUGAUAGAGGUAAACCACUCGCCCAGCUUUAACACAGACUCAGCCCUAGACACAGAGGUGAAGGAGACAUUGCUCAUGGACACCCUGACGCUGCUGAACCUGGGAGCAUGUGACCGCCGCAGAAUUGUGGAAGUAGAGAAGCGCAUGGCCCAAGAACGGCUUCUGCAGAAACACCAGACUUCCUCACUGAGGGAGCUCGUACUAAGUAGUCAGGCAUCAUGGCUGGCCGAGGCGGAAUGGCACGAGGAGCAGCAUCCUGGAGGCUUCUACAGGAUCUAUCCCCGUGGCGACGACUGCAAAUACAGCAAGUUCCUUGACCAGGGAUCCAGCUACUGCCAGGAGACGGUGACCUCUAGAGCACGGGAGGAGUAUGCCAGGCGAAUGGUUCAGAUGCAACAGGACAAAGAGAUGACUACCCAGGGCCGGUCGCCAGGGAAACGGUGGAGCCAUAGCGAGGGCAGGGGUCAACAGGGCGAGUCACUGGGAGAGCAGAGCAGGAAGAGCAAGACUGACCUCAGAGGGAAUGGGAAACACAUGCGGUGGAGCCAUAGCGAGUGCAGGGGUCAGCAGGGCGAGUCACUGGGAGAGCAGAGCAGGAAGAGCAAGACUGACCUCAGAGAGGAUGGGAAAUACAUCCUGAGGCAACCCUCAACUGUGUGGCCAGGCAACUGGGUCUUCGAAGAGAGAGUAAACCAGUCGGGGUCAAGCAGUUGUAUGGCAUGGGACUCAUACGAGACCAGGAUGAUCAUAGAAGAGGAAGAGCUGGCGAGACAGCGUGAUCUGGCACAGAGGGACACUCUCCUGAGGCAGUUGGGCAUGGUCGAUGCCAUCCAGAGUCUCUUACGGCCCAAAACGUAUCACCCCACGCCAGCAAAGACUCACCGCCCAAUCCGCCAAAAAUGGAAGCUACAACUCCGGGAGCCACUUCUUUACACCACCUACAGUUGUCCUGAAGCACAUACAGGGCAGCAAUUCAACUUGCCAAGACUGUGCCAGCAGCAAACAAAACUGGCUACGGGUACCAGGUCGGGUGGGCUCUCCGUGUGUGUGAUCAAACUGGCCCUGCAUGAGAAGCAGGAACACAGACAACCGACAUUGCCACUGAUAACUGGACGCUCUGUAGACCAGUGGCGUUGCAGUCUUAAACUCUCAGCAUCUCAGGAGAGCGAUGAGGACUUAAGUCGAGGACAUAUGACUGAAUCACACAACUCUCUCUCGUUCAGCUCGGUGGAUGAAGAAGUUCUGCUGGAAGCAGAGCACUCGGAAGCCAAAGACCCCAAACCCAAAAGGUUUGACUGACCCGGAUGAAACUCACAGAUGGACACCACAUCUGAUUGCAUAAGCUCUGUAGAAUCCACAGAAUCCAACUAUUUUUGUGGUUAAAAUAUGUUAGCAUUUUCUUUACUCUCUCUCUUUGUGAUUGUGUGUGUGUUUCAAUGAAAUAAAAAAAAAUAAUAGGAAUGAUGGAAAUGUGACAAAUUAGAGCGCAAUUUAAUGACCACUGGUUGUCCAGAAGAAGAUAUUGAGAGAGAGAGAGAGAGAGAGAGAGAGACUUUGACUUUUAAAACCCUUUAUUUAAAACACCAUUUAAACAUCAUCAAAAAGAAACCCUGAAAAAAACAAUCAGUCCAUUUCACCAGUCAAAAACAAGCCUCCCGAAGUCAUUAAAGGUAGCUGUUCAGAAGGUUGCCGUUACCAUCGGAGUCUAGCUGUGCACUCCCGUUAUGCAGGCCAUGCACGAUACUUGGGGACCCAGAGAGGUCAACCAAUCCUGUGUUCCCAGUGUUCCAUGGGCUGCUCAUGGGGUUCACGUGCACAGAAGGUGACAAGACGGUUUUCAGUUCCACCAAGAUAGUUUGACGGCUCCCCCAGAUCGCACUGAUAAUCAAUAGUCUAUCGGAAUGCCCUUUGACCUGUCCAUCACAUCGUCAUGUUACCACUAUAUAAGCCAGACCCACCUCUGUUCAGUGUUGGUAAGAAAAACUUGGAGCAGAGAAGCAUCAGCAGAAGCAGUUUAGUGGACAAUUUGCAGAUCAGAACAUUGUGUCCAUAAGAGAGUGAGUGUUCUGUUGUUAUUUGUGGGAAUUAGCGAGUCUGUUUAAUGUCAAUAGUAGCUAGUAUCCGCUAUUCCAUGUAGUGUUGCAAUUACCCACAUCUGUCUGCUACCUAACUGUCUUUGAGGAUUCUAUGUAUCGACUGUAGAAUCAUACUUCACUAUGUUACUCCUUCCGUUAUCUGAAGAGAGUUACCGUCGGUAAUCUCUGAGCCUAUGUAAUCUCUGGGGAGAGGGGUAUGUAGGCAACAGUGGUAACGGAAUGUUCAAGAUAACAGUUACACUGCAGUACAGUUUUAAAGGCACAGAGCCACAUUCCUAACAACAAUAUUAUUCGGAAUGCAGGCUAGUCAUAUUUGUUAUCCAUCAUACAUCAUGUAUUCAUUUACCUUGGUGUUUAUUCUCAUCAUUGUUUUGUAUUACUGUACAAAAUUGUUCACAGUUCACAUGGUAUAUCACGGUUCACGGGAAUCAUGGCUUUCGAACAUGAUGAACCUAUGUCAUGUUGGGCUCCUGGUGUGUGUGCAUAAAUAAACCUGUUAUUGGGAAUUUGGCAUCCCUCUGUUAUUAACAAUCAACCUGUGGCGGCUGGCACCUAAUGGAAUAGCCCUUGACUUUGGGAUUAAAGCAGACCCCCCUCCAUUACAGUAACUACCCCCCCCCCUUACAUACAAUUUCUUUAAGGAUGGCCAGCUUGGCCUACCCUACCAAGAAUUUGGCCAUCAUAUACCAGUCACGCCCAUCCUGCCUGUACCCACAACUGAACAUAAACACAGUUUUUGUGAACAUUAAACCCAGCUUCAUCAAUACCCUACCCAGUACAGCAAAUAAAGGUGCUAGCCUUGCACACUCACAGAAAAGAUGAUGACCAUAAGGGCAAAUGGGUGACACCCCCCUCACUGAAUCUGGAAACAAGCUUAUUUGUAGCAAUUGUACAAUGUAGCAACCUACACUGAAGGAUCACCUGACCUUUUGGGCAAUGGAGACAUACA
Messenger RNA from Clupea harengus (Atlantic herring), 4436 nucleotides. Its product is annotated as tubulin polyglutamylase TTLL13-like. Gene Ontology annotation, molecular function: tubulin binding; tubulin-glutamic acid ligase activity. Gene Ontology annotation, biological process: protein polyglutamylation; microtubule cytoskeleton organization. The record is from RefSeq and is a predicted model, not a curated record. The coding region runs from base 462 to 2690 and encodes 742 amino acids. Lineage: Eukaryota; Metazoa; Chordata; Actinopteri; Clupeiformes; Clupeidae. Gene Ontology annotation, cellular component: ciliary basal body. The transcript is spliced from 14 exons.